This is a messenger RNA of Rangifer tarandus platyrhynchus (Svalbard reindeer), 8604 nucleotides long. NCBI's taxonomy places the organism in Eukaryota, Metazoa, Chordata, Mammalia, Artiodactyla, Cervidae. The record is from the annotation of a GenBank genome assembly.
AUGUUCUGGGCGCACCGCUCCCGUGGGUCGCCGCUUCCGACGGACAGGUGCGCCGGGAUGACCCCGCCGGACGCGAUGCGGACGACGUGGGCGCGGUGGCUAGCUCUCUCCGCGGUGCUGAUUCUGCUCUGGGGACGCCCCCACGUGGCGCUGGCCUGCCCCCACCCCUGCGCCUGCUACGUCCCCAGCGAAGUCCACUGCACGUUCCGCUCGCUGGCUUCCGUGCCCGCUGGGAUUUCUCCACAUGUGGAAAGAAUCAAUCUGGGGUUUAAUAGCAUACAGGCUUUAUCGGAAACGUCGUUCGCCGGACUGACGAAGCUGGAGCUGCUCAUGAUCCACGGCAACGAUAUCCCCAGCAUCCCCGACGGGGCUCUGAGAGACCUCAUCUCGCUCCAGGUUUUCAAGCUCAGCUACAAUAAGCUUCGCGUCAUCACGGGCGAGACCCUGCGGGGGCUCUGGAACCUGGUGAGGCUGCACAUGGACCACAACCGGAUCGAGUUCAUCCACCCGGAAGCGUUCAGAGGCUUGACCUCUCUGAGGCUCGUCCACUUAGAGGGGAACCUGCUUCGGCAGCUGCACCCCGCCACCUUCUCCACCUUCGCCUUCCUGGGCCACUUCCAGCUCUCCACCGUGAGACACCUCUACCUGGCCGAGAACGCCCUCAGCCGUCUCCCCGCCGGCAUGCUGCAGAACAUGCCGCUUCUAGAGAACCUCUACCUGCACGGCAACCCGUGGGCCUGUGACUGCGACAUGGCCUGGCUUCUGGAGUGGGACGCCAGAUCCAAAGGGGUCCUGAAGUGCAAGAAGGACAAAGCGUACGAAGGGGGUCAGCUCUGUUCCACGUGCUUCAGUCCCAAGAAGUGGCAGCAACAGGAGCUGCAGAAGCUGCAGGACGUCCCCUGUCAGAAGCCUUCUAUCGAGUCCCCGCUGAGACGGAACGGGAGCCGGAGCAGCGAGGAAGAUCAGGAUGAGAACGAGGAUGCCCGGCACCCCUUCUCCCCGGACGGGUUCCAGUUCCCCGCGUGGAACGUGUCCGUGAACAUGAGCGACGAGCACGGAAACACGGUCCACCUGGUCUGCGACAUCAAGAAGCCCACGGACGUGUCCAGGCUCCACCUGAACCAGACGGACCCCCAGGAGAUAGAGAUCAACGCCACGGUCGCCUUGGACUUCGAGUGUCCCAUGACGCGACAGAACUACGAGAAGCUCUGGAAGCUGAUCGCCUACUACAGCGAGGUCCCCGUGAAGCUCCACCGGGACCCCGCGCUCGGCAAAGACCCCAGGCUCGGCUUCCAGUACAGGCAAGAUGCCGACGACGACGCCACGCUGUACUACACGGGCGUCAGGGCCCACAUCCUCGCCGAGCCGGAGUGGGUCACGCAGCCGUCCAUUGAGCUGCAACUCAACCGGCGUCUGAGCUCGGCCAAAGCGGUGGUGCUGUCCUAUUCGUCUCGGCACGCCCUGGUCGUGUCCGCCAAGGACGCGAGGCUGUCUCGGAGCAGAAGCUGGGUGAUGAUCGAGCCCGGCAAAGCCGUGCAGAGAGCCCAGACCGUCCUGGAGGGGAGCCCCUGCCAGCUGAGCUGCAACGUCAGGGCUUCCGAGAGCCCCUCCAUCUCCUGGGUGCUCCCGGACGGGUCCGUCGUGAAAGCGCCGAUGGAAGACCGCGACGGCAGGUUCUCCGUCCUCACCAGCGGCUGGCUGAAGAUCAGGUCGACGCAGCCGUCGGACGCUGGUCUGUACCAGUGCGUCGCUCGGGUGAGGGAUGAGACGGACCGCAUGUUCUACAGGCUCCUGGUGCAGCCGCCGGUAGUUCAGCCUCCCGACGCGUUCACGGUGACCGUUCACAAGAACCCGGGGGAGCCCGUGACGCUGCCUUGCACGGCGUUGGCCGUACCGGAAGCCCAGAUCAGCUGGAUCCUUCCACACAAAAGGAUGCUGAAUGCGAUGGCCAAUGCCUCGCACGCCUAUGUGCUGGCCGACGGCACUCUUUCCAUCCCCAAGGUUCAAGGCCGUGACAGUGGUUACUACAGAUGCGUGGCGGUCAACCAGCGAGGGGCGGACCAUUUCACCGUGGGGGUCCAGGUGAGCAAGAGGGGGUCCGCCGGGUCUCCGAAAAGAGGCGGGCGCCCAGGAGGCAGGACUCUUUCGGGAGGGCGAGGCGGGAUCGUGGAGGAUGAAGGCGGAUCCGGCAUGGGAGAUGAGGAGAGCGCAUCGAGGACGGUCCUCCACCCGCAGGACCAAGAGGUGUUAAUCAGAGCAACGGACGACGCCGUCGGCAGAGGUGCGAAGACCAGGAAAGGGCGCAGAAAGCUGAAACCCUGGAAGCACCCCGCAAAGGAGCCGGAGACCAACGUCGCCGAAGGCCGCAGGGUCUUCGAGUCCAGACGGAGGAUAAACGUGGCCAACAAGCAGAUUAAUCCAGAACGCUGGGCAGACAUCUUAGCCAGAGUCCGUGGGAGAACUCUCCCGAAGGGAACGGAAGGACCGCAGGUCAUCACGGUCAGCUCGCCUUCGCUGACGAGGCAGGACGUGACUCCACCUCUGCCUGCCGUCGCUCCCGGCUCAGCGCCCAUUCAGACCACAGGCAGCGCAGAAGAAUCCUCGGGAGAUACGUCCGUAUUUGGCGAGGAGGAGCAGGUUUCCAGCGCUGUCGCCUCCCCUAGGACUGUUCCGCUCCAGCCUGGCCACGACGGAAUCAUUGGUAGUGAAUCCAGAGUGACAAGGACACCCGUGGAAGAAUAUAUUGAAGAAGACUCUUCUGAGAAGACCCUGGGUACAACUCCCACUGAGGUUGACUCCAGCCAGACCCCAGCCACGACACCGUCAUCUAUACUUUAUGAACUUUCUACUCUGCAGGCCCUAGAAAUGGAGCACAAGGGGCCCACCAGUGAAAAGGUAGCCACAGACAGCUGGUCUACCCUCGAUGUUGGGUCCGCGCCGGAGUCCACAUCCCCUGAGGAUGAAUCUCCGAUGGAAGCCGUACCCUUGGCUGGGUCUGAGACUGUGACCUCCUUUUACCCCGAUCUGGGGACAAAUCCACUACCAGCUGAGCAUACCGUGAAAGAGCAGGCCUCCGCACACUUCACGCCAACUCCCGUCUCGUGGGUUGCCGAGGCCAGGACAUCUGAGCCGCUUGAAGACCCCACCUUAGGGGACCCCGACGUCCCAGCUGAAACGCGCCUCCAGGAACAGACAGAGAGCCCGCAGCUUGUGAAAACUGGUUUAAGCACCCCAGGCCACCCAGUGAUUCCCGAGGGCACAAAGGAGACUUCUCAGACACUGCAGGAAGAGGGUUCGCUCGGGACACACCCCAUGGACUCCCGACACGUUGAGGGAAAUGGGCAAGCCGUAGACCCGAUCACUCCGCUUGACUUGACUCUAGAAGUGGUGAACAGCGUCACUGAUUUGAAGCGUCCCGGGCAGUCCACGCUUGGUGUCGUGUUUGGCAAGGACACGGCCACGGCACUAGUGACCACGCCAGCCCCAAAGGACACUUCACCGUCGGCUCUGACCACGCACCCUUCUCGAAAGAGGCCCCAUGGGAGGAGGCGAUUCCGACCCCACAAAUUCCGACACCGCCAUAAACAGACCCCGCAUACGACGUUUGCCCCGACAGACACUGUCUCGACUCCACCGACCCAGGUCCCCGAAGUGAAGACUGCAAGCCAAGGGGCGAGUUCUCUGGGUCCUACGACCUGGGCUACCAGCGCCGUAGGUACCCCGGGACGCUUGGACACGGAGGAGCAUGCCGAACCCGUAUCCAGGGGCAGCCCACGCAGGAAACAGGGCAAGAGACCCAACAGACACCGAUACAUCGCUUCUACCCUCAGCUCUGCGGCUUCUGUGUCCAAGCCCAGCCUUUCUCCAGAAGAUAAGCAUAAAACCUCUUUUCCCCCCAGCUCCCAAGCUGCGCUUUCCCCUACGACCGUCUCUUUCACCACUGGAGACCCACGGGAGCUAACCAGCGUGCAAGAUUAUAGCACAGCUAGCAUCAGCAAAACACAUUUAUCGCGUGACAGAUUCCGAGAGGCCGUUCCCGUCACACGCGAGCCCGGGUCAGACGGAAAGGAAAUGAAGAACCACGGUGCCACAGACCUCGGGGACUAUCAAACCGACGGUGUGGUCCCUGGAGCCUCAGUCACUCACGCGGUAUCACCUUCUGGGGCCAAGGUCUCCCCCGCGAGAGGAUUUAAGGAGGCGUCUCUGACGUCUCCCUUUCCAGAAACGACGAGCUGGGAUCCGCCAGGGGCAAGCCAGCCUGCGAUGGAACAGACAGACCCGCCUGUUACCAGCCCUUCGGAAGCGCUUACAGGAUCACCCUCUGUGAGACAGGCAGCGGAUCUAGGUUUGCCUACUGAGUUUUUACCUUCAGCGGGGGUCUCUACACGGUUUCAACCCCAACAGGCGGCUCCUUCGACGACUCUCCCCAUCCUAAAAGUAGAGGCGUCCUCAAGUCCGGCGGAAACCACCGUCCAUGAUCAGAGAAGCCGUGAAACCGCUCACGCUACCGUCCCUUCUGAAAUCGGGCCCCAGGGUCGCGUGUCCACUCCCGGCCCGGUGGAGCAGCCAGAAUCGCCAUUCCCACCCACGACUCUCAUAUCCUCCGCAGAGACCACCACAGAGCCCACACCACCUCUUCCUUCAGGGACGUCCCCAGCCUGGAAAGCUUCCAGAGACCACGUCUCCUUCCAUUACGUGGGGACCCCAGAAACCAAAGCGCCUUUGGUGAAUAACGAAGUAACUCGGCAUCUGGCGAAGCCAGACCAGUUAUCCACGCCCUCUUCCAAGCAGGACAAGUUUACCCUGACUCCAGAGGAGGCGUUAAGACAGGAAGCGUUUGAUGGCACAAUGAAAAACAUGCUUCCCCGUGCUCCAGAUGGUGCAAACGAAGCUGGGAGGGUCCCGGCUUUCCACCAACCAGCCGGAGUUCCCGCCACACCGAUCCCGCCGAGAGGAACCGUGAGACCCCCGCACGCAGUCACACAAAGCCCCUUCAGACACUCAGUCACCUUCCAGCCCCCUCAUCACCUGACCCGCAAACCGGGAGUCACCGCGUACCCGUCGAGGGCUUGGCCGGAGGGCGGGCACGCGACGACUCCAAGAUCACCGAGUUAUCCGACGACUCCCGUGGUGGUUUUAUGGCCUGGGUCCAAACCUAGCCUUCCGGGUCCGGCGACCGGCCAGGGAACUGACCGAUUCCAGGGCAACUCCAGGUCGUUGGGAAAUAACCACCUGCCUGAUCUAAGAAGAGACCCCGUGGGCAAGCUUCCGAAUUCGAGAGCGCCUCCUUUUCCCAGCGGAAGAUUCCCUUUCUUUAUCAACAGGACCCUGUCUUUCCCCCAGUUGGGAGGCACUCCGAAACCUCAGGGACCCAGCUCUCCAGCCCCGGCGUUGAGAGACAGAAAGGUCAACACAGGUCCCUACACUCGGAUCCACGCUCAGAGCACCUUCCACAUGGACCUGGGGCCCCCAGCGCCUCCCGUCUUGCACGCCCCCAGGACCGCAGCGCCCCCCUCCACGAACGUACGGAACAUCCCCCCAGUCUCCUCCACCCGGAGCUCCAUCCCCUUCACGACGUCUUCCGUCCCGCCCUCCAGAAGCUUCCAUCACAGCAGCUCAAAGCUCUUCUCUGCCGGAGGGCCGCCUGCGUCCAAAUUCUGGACGCUGGGGGAAAAGCCGCAGAUCAUCACCAAAUCCCCGCAGACCGUGACCGUCACCGCGGAGACGGACGUCAUGUUCCCCUGUGAGGCCACGGGGAAACCCAAGCCUUUCGUGACUUGGACCAAGCUGUCCACAGGCGCUCUGAUGACCCCCAACACCAGACUGCAGCGGUUCGAGGUCCUGAAGAACGGCACCUUCGUCAUCCGGAGCGUCCAGGUGCAGGACCGCGGGCAGUAUAUGUGCACGGCCAAAAACCUGCACGGGGCCGACCGCAUGGUGGUCCUGCUGUCGGUCACGGUGCAGCAGCCCCAGAUCCUGGCCUCCCACUACAAGGACGUCACCGUCUACCUGGGCGACACCAUCGCCAUGGAGUGUCUGGCCAAGGGCACCCCCGCGCCGCAAAUCUCCUGGGUCUUCCCCGACGGGCGCGUGUGGCAGACCGUGUCCCCCGUGGAGGGCAGGGUCACGCUACACGAGAACCGGACGCUGAGCAUCAAGGAGGCGUCGUUCCAAGACAGGGGCGUCUACAAGUGCGUGGCCAGCAACGCGGCGGGCGCCGACAGCCUGGCCAUCCGCCUGCACGUGGCGGCGCUGCCCCCGGUCAUCCACCAGGAGAAGGCGGAGAACAUCUCGCUGCCGCCCGGCCUCAGCAUCCACAUCCACUGCACGGCCCGCGCCGCGCCCCUGCCCAGCGUGCGCUGGGUGCUCCGCGAUGGCACCCAGAUCCGCCCCUCGCAGUUCGUCCACGGCAACCUCUUCGUCUUCCCCAACGGGACCCUCUACAUUCGCAACCUGGCGCCCCAGGACAGCGGGCGCUACGAGUGCGUGGCCGCCAAUCUGGUGGGCUCGGCGCGCCGGACGGUGCAGCUCACGGUGCAGCGCUCGGCCGCCAACGCGCGCAUCACCGGCACCUCCCCGCAGAGGACCGACGUUCGCUACGGAGGAACCCUCCGCCUGGACUGCAGCGCCUCUGGGGACCCCUGGCCGCGCAUCGUCUGGAGGCUGCCGUCCAAGCGGAUGAUCGAUGCGCUUUUCAGCUUCGACCCCAGGAUCAAGGCGUUCGCCAACGGGACGCUGGUGGUGAAGUCGGUCACCGACAAAGACGCGGGGGAUUACCUGUGCGUCGCCCGGAACAAGGUGGGCGACGACUUCGUGGCGCUCAAGGUGAACGUGGUCAUGAAAGCCGCCAAGAUCCAGCACAAGGAAGCCAGCGACCACCGGGUUCUCUACGGGGGCGACCUCAAGGUGGACUGCCUGGCCACGGGGCUCCCCAACCCCGAGAUCUCCUGGAGCCUCCCGGACGGGAGCCUGGUCAACUCCUUCAUGCAGGCGGACGACAGCGGCGGGCGCGCCAAGCGCUACGUGGUGUUCCACAACGGGACGCUCUACUUCAACGAGGUGGGCCCGCGGGAGGAGGGGGACUACACGUGCUUCGCCGAAAACCAGGUCGGCAAGGACGAGAUGCGUGUGCGCGUCAAGGUGGUGAGCGAGCCGGCCGCCAUCCGCAACAAGACGUACUCGGUGAUCCAGGUGCCCUACGGGGACGUGGUCAGCGUGGCCUGCGAGGCCCAGGGGGAGCCGGCGCCCAGGGUCACCUGGCUGUCUCCCAGCCACCGGCUCAUCCCCGCCUCGUCCGACAAGUACCAGGUCUACCAGGAUGGCACGCUGCUCAUCCAGAAGGCGCAGCGCUCCGACAGCGGCAACUACACGUGCGUGGUCAGGAACAGCGGCGGCGAGGACCGGAAGACCGUCUGGGUCCACGUCCACGUGCAGCCGCCCACCAUCAACGGCUACCCCGAGGCCAUCACCACGGUGCGGGAGGUGGCCCCCGGCGGCAGCCGCAAGCUCAUCGACUGCCGGGCGGAAGGCGUGCCGGCGCCGCGCGUGCUCUGGGCCUUCCCCGAGGGCGUGGUCCUGCCCGCCCCCUACUACGGAAACCGCAUCACCAUCCACCGCAACGGGACGCUGGACAUCAAGAGCCUGCGCGCGAGCGACUCGGUGCAGCUGGCGUGCAUCGGGCGCAACGAGGGCGGGGAGGCCCGCCUGGUGGUCCAGCUCACGGUCCUGGAGCCCCUGGAGAAGCCCGUCUUCCACGACCCGGUCAGCGAGAAGAUCACGGCCAUGGCCGGCCACACCAUCAGUCUCAACUGCUCGGCCGCGGGCAGCCCGCCGCCCGCGCUGCGGUGGGUCCUGCCCAACGGGACGGAGCUGCGCAGCGGCCAGCGGCUGCACAGGUUCUUCCACAGGGGGGACGGCCGGCUGCACGUCAGCGGCCUCUCGCCCGAGGACGCCGGCGCCUACCGCUGCGUGGCCAGCAACUCGGCAGGCCACACGGAGAGGCUCGUGUCGCUGAAGGUGGGGCUGCAGGCCGGGACGAGCAAGCGCUACCACAACCUGGUCAGCAUCGUCAACGGGGAGACGCUGCGGCUGCCUUGCGUCCCGGGCGCCCGGGGGACGCGCCCGUCCUGGACGCUGCCCGGCGGCCAGGUGCUGGACGGCCCCCAGGUGCGGGGGCGCCUCGCCCUCUGGGAGAACGGCACCCUGACCGUGCGGGACGCCUCGGUCUUCGACCGGGGCACCUACGUCUGCCACGCGGAGGGCGAGCACGGCCCUGCCGUCGUGAGCGUCCCGGUGAUCGUCAUCGCCUACCCCCCGCGGAUCACCAGCGAGCCCACGCCGGUCAUCUACGCCCGCCCCGGCAGCACCGUGAAGAUGAACUGCAUGGCCAUGGGCAUCCCCAAAGCCGAGAUAAGCUGGGAGCUGCCCGACAAGUCGCAGCUCGCCGCGGGGACGCAGCCCCGUCUCUACGGCAACAGAUUCCUGCACCCGCAGGGGUCCCUGACUGUCCAGCAGACCAGCCAGAGAGACGCGGGCUUCUACAAAUGCACUGCAAAAAACCUCCUGGGCAGCGACUCGAAGACCACCUACGUCCACGUCUACUGA